AUGACCACCAAGCCGUACAUCCGCAGUAACAUCAACGGCACCCAGGUCCAGCGCUACUUCAACUUCCCCCUCUUCUACCGAAUUCCACGCUAUGAGGAUGGUUACUGGACGGAGCCCUACUACGCCUGCUAUGGCUUCCAAAACGGUUGGGUGAUAACCUACGCGGCUCCCUUCUUCGGGUUUUUGGACAACAGAAAGACCCUUGACUUUAUGUGA
This is a messenger RNA of Dibothriocephalus latus, 216 nucleotides long. NCBI's taxonomy places the organism in Eukaryota, Metazoa, Platyhelminthes, Cestoda, Diphyllobothriidea, Diphyllobothriidae. The record is from the annotation of a GenBank genome assembly.